Komagataella phaffii GS115 is the source of this 603-nucleotide messenger RNA. RefSeq lists its product as uncharacterized. Gene Ontology annotation, cellular component: cytosol; nucleus. Gene Ontology annotation, biological process: chaperone-mediated protein complex assembly; protein folding. The record is from RefSeq and is a predicted model, not a curated record. Gene Ontology annotation, molecular function: Hsp90 protein binding; protein-folding chaperone binding. NCBI's taxonomy places the organism in Eukaryota, Fungi, Ascomycota, Pichiomycetes, Pichiales, Pichiaceae. The transcript is spliced from 2 exons. Bases 1 to 603 code for a protein of 200 amino acids.
AUGUCAAUUCCUCCAGAGGUUCUGUGGGCACAACGCUCUAACAAAGAUGACACUUCAAAGAAUGUUGUUUAUCUCACUAUUCGCAUAGCGGAUCCAGAGAACAUAAAAGUUGAUCUACAGCCAGGAAGCUUAGAAUUUGAUGCUGACUCUAGAGGUUCGAAAUACCACCUGUCUCUUGAGUUUUUUGACGAGGUGGAUGUGGAAAAGUCAAAGUACCAUACAGCUGGUUCACAUUUGUUUUUUGUCCUUCAAAAGAAGAACGCAUCUGAAGAGUUUUGGCCAAGGCUGACCAAGGAAAAGGUUAAGUUACAUUAUCUACACACAGAUUUUGACCGAUGGGUCGAUGAGGACGAGCAAGAUGGCGAAGAAGCUGACCCAACCGUACCUGACCCUUCCCAAGGAAUGGACUUCAGCUCUUUGAUGAACAAUGAGGCACUGUCUCAAUCUCUAUCAAGUGAUGCCGGACAACCCGAUAUGGCUGCUUUAAUGCAGCAACUGCAAAACUCCGGUGCUGGAGGACUUGGGGGAGAAGGAGAUCAAGCUCUUGACCGCGCUUUAGAGGAAGACUCUUCUGAUGAGGAAGAAGAGGAUAAGCAGGAGUAA